AUGAGAGAACGUGAUGCCAGGACAGGCCUGCACUCACCUUUUCAGAGUGAUGACGCAGCCAGAGCAGGCUCUGGAGGUGAACUAAGCACUCACUUCACGAAAGGUUGGAAGUUGGUGGCGAGGCUCGCCUUACAUUUACUGGAUGACGUGAUUGCGCGGGUGCAGGACAUGACAUUCAGGCACUGGGGGGGGGGGAGGCGUGCUGAGAGGCAGAUUGUCCAGGAAUUAAACACAAGCUCGCACCCGUCUUGUGGGAGAUGGGAACAUGGCGGCUGGGUAAUUGGAUCGAAGUGUGCACUCCCAUUUUGGACGCGGAGGCAGGGCACGAACGUCGUGAUUCGGCAGGUCGUGCAUGAAGCAAAAGGUGAUGACGUAGAACCACUGGAGGCAGGCACUGCACUCACCGUGCCGAAGGUGGCGGCAGAUAGCCGAUUAACUGAGCACUCACUUUAUCGAAGAGACACUAGAAAUGAAGUGGGUACUCACCUAGGCAGAGGACAUUACAUGCACAUUGCCGAAGAUGGCGAAGGAUCUAGAGAGCACUCACCUUGUCGGAGGCCGCAGAGACUCUGGCGACAAAGUGGGUACUCACCUAGCCAGAUAAUGACACUGCACUCACCUUGCCGAAAAACCUAUCUUGCCGGAGAUCGACCCUGCACUCACCUUGCUGAAGAUGGCGAGGGCUGCACUCACCUUGUCGAACAUGAAGACAGCUCUGGGAACACUCCCUUUCUCGAAGAUUGCACCUUGCUGACAACGUGGAGCACCCACCUUUCACUUGAGAUCGAUCCUGCACUCACCUUGCCGAAGACGGGGGAACCCACCUUAUCGGAGGCCGCGCAGGCACUGCCCGUCCUCGUCGAGCUCGCCCUCCAUGACGAAGGGCGGCGCGAGCGCGCGCGCGCGCGCCGACAGCCCGGCCACCACCAGCUCGCCGCCGGGCCACACGAUGGUGUCGAGGCGCACCGCGCGCCCCACCACCUCGCCCACGGGGCGCCACACGCGCUCGGGACCCGCGUCGCCCGCACCGGCGCUCUCGGCCUCCAGGACAGCGCCGGCCGCGGACGCCCCCGCAGCGCCGGCGCCAGCGCCGCCUGGCGGGCACACGCACGCACGCGCGCGUCACGCCUUCCAUCCACGACGAUCACGCACGGGAAGUUUAAAUCCGAAUCCUUUUCCCAUCGUCGGAUGUUAUACAAAGGGCGGAGUUAUGACGCACUGGGACUUUCCGUGGACGGAGGAGGAAAUGGGGGCCUAUGUAAGGCUAGGAGAACAAUCACCCAGUCUUCUUGUUCUAGCGGCGUCGGCGACAGGUGCACUAGGGCGAGGGGCCGGCAAUUCAUUGUUGUAACUUGCGGGACGCGUAGAUGGUCUCAAAGUAGAGCGGCUUCAUACAGGGAAAAUCGGUGGUAUGUUGCGGUGUGGUAG
This is a messenger RNA of Gryllus bimaculatus (two-spotted cricket), 1428 nucleotides long. Lineage: Eukaryota; Metazoa; Arthropoda; Insecta; Orthoptera; Gryllidae. The record is from the annotation of a GenBank genome assembly.